CGGCGCGCGUGCACAGAGCUAUCACUUUGUAUAUCGUCUGUAAAUUGUAAUGCGGGCAGAAUAUCAACUCGGAGAAAAGCAAGUGAGAAGAGUUUUAACAGUCAGACAGCCAUACGAUCCUGACGUGUUACGGCCAAUGUAAUAUUAAUACAGCGAUUAAAUAUCUUUAAUUAGAUUUCUGGCGGUAAUUUGGCUGAUUUUCUGUGAACGCCAGUAGCUGACUGUUGGAUUAUGCUGUCGUGUGUUAUACAUCUUGCGGUGCUAACUUUAAGCAUCACUGUUAAACCUGAGAGUUAAAAAAAAAAUUGUUCUCCUAAAUAAGGACUUUAACCAGGUGUUUUGAGCUGAGAGUAAGGUGUACCUCAAACUGGACUGGAAUGUUUAUUCCAAGGUACGAUUGAUUUCGUCUUCUCAUUAUAUUGGUACAUCAGAAAGGUUUUUACAUUUCAUUUUACCAGACGACUGUUGAAACGGGGACGAUUCGUCUUCAGGCAAACCACAGACACGUGAUUGCAAUGGACGGAAUAGAACACUGACAAGGAUCAGCGAUGCGAUAUAAUAUUCAUAUUAAAUCUUGUGAUCUCUGAUGAAAUGGAUCUCGAUCUGAGCGGAUGAGACACGAUACCUUGACGCACGUGGGAUGAAGUUGUUCUGUUUCAUCUGUAGCCAUUGCCAUCGAAACGUAUGUUCCUGUCGCUCAAUGUUUCGCGGUUUUAAGACCUUCACGACACGCACUCCAUACGGACUAAUCAAUAGCUUCAGACAACCGAUCCAACGUCGAUCGUCUGAGUUUGAUCGAAGCGUGGAACGCAGGUAGCUAAUGUUUUCAUUUCCCGCCAAAACCGCGGUGAGAAGGGGAUGCUCGUGCUGGUGAUCAGUGACCAAAACUUUGCUCUUCAUUUUUAAUCUCUGUCGAGUGCAACAGUAGGCUGAACGCUUCCAAUACAGAGGUUCAUGAAAUUCGGUUAAAUUCAUGAUUCUCUGUGACGUCAUCUACAUAGUUCAUUUUGAUAAAUUUUGACACAGAGGAUUAGAUCAUGGGAACAAGACAAAACGAAUUAGCUGAUUCGUGCAAGAAAGUUUGGAUCAUCAAAGAGUGAGGAUUCGGAUCUCAUGGACUGACAGAGAUGCAUCAUUUUGUCGGCUGUCUUAGCUUCGUGUUGCUAAAGCUGUGUUAGUUUGUGGAUUGAAGUUCAAUGUUAACGGACUUCAAAUGUUAUAAACAAACUCAAGCAGUGUGUUCAGAAAUAAAAAAAAAAGUUCGAGCAUUUAGCAAGGUGGCUGUCGGAACUUCGGAGAAACAGAGAAAUACUUUACUGCUACCGUGAGAACAGAAUGAACAUCAUUUAAAAGAAUAAUACUCACUUCUUAUCACAUCGAAAAUAUUCUGACGUGGUCAUCAUGGAGUACGACAGCAGUUUCGACAACUUCACCGGCAACGGAACCGAAUACGAUGGUCGUCACACCAACGUCCUAUCCGUCUUCGUCUUGACCCUUUUUGUCGUCAUUGGUAUCUUUGGAAAUUCCAUCGUGAUCUUUAUCAUCCUCAAGCACCGUGACAUGCGUACCGUCACCAACUAUUUCGUGCUGAACCUGGCCGUGACUGACAUCGCCCUCCUCAUCAUCUGUGCGGUGCCGACUGGCGUCGUCUACGCCAUCAACACGAUUGACUGGCCUCUUGGUGAUUUCAUGUGCCGGAUGACAGGAUUCAUCAUGAACGUAAGUCCAUCUAAAUAUCUCACAUACUAGUUUAAUAAUGCGUUCGGCUACCUUCCCGAAAAUGUCGGGAAAAUACCCAACAGCUAUCAAUAGAGAACGCGAUCGCAGCUAUUUUCGAAACAUCAUCUUGAAGGCAACUUAGAUUACAAUGUAUGUCCCAUUGAAAGCAUGUUCAGACUACGUAAUACGUGAUUGUCAUGUUUGAAGAAUAAUCAGAUUAUACCAUGUAUACAUCAUGACAAGAAUAACUUUGUAGAGCAUCGUAACACACGGAAGAAGGCCUAAAUCCCAUUACGCAUAAGCUUGUGUCGGGUUUGCCAAUGAGGUCCUACAAUAAGAUAUGUAAGAACAUCAAGAAUAAUUGAGGAAGAAAGGGAAGUAUUAAGGGAAUACACAUUAUAGACAGGGAACGAGCGUCAAUAACUUACAUAACAUCAUUUGAGCUGUGACAAGAUUCAC
Messenger RNA from Strongylocentrotus purpuratus (purple sea urchin), 2178 nucleotides. RefSeq names its product kiSS-1 receptor. Gene Ontology annotation, cellular component: membrane. The record is from RefSeq and is a predicted model, not a curated record. Bases 1402 to 1749 code for a protein of 115 amino acids. The transcript has 3 exons. Lineage: Eukaryota; Metazoa; Echinodermata; Echinoidea; Camarodonta; Strongylocentrotidae. Gene Ontology annotation, molecular function: G protein-coupled receptor activity. Gene Ontology annotation, biological process: G protein-coupled receptor signaling pathway.